AUGAUCCACAUGGCACUGCCUGCGGUGGUAUCGAUGAAGUGCUCUCGUCCUUGGGCACUGCUCGGGCUGCUGGUGCUCAAUGUUCUGCACAUCGAGGUCCAGGCAUGUGAUCUUAGUGAGACCUGCACGCAGGGUGUGGCCGCCGCGAUCAUCUCCUCCUCGGACGUGGACAUGUCGUGCGAAGAACGCUGGUCCCGCGGGGUGGCGAGGACGCUGGGCUCGGGAUCCUUUCAGAUCUGCCCGGCCACUGCAGGCACCGGCAAGGACGUGUGGAUCAGCCCCAUCUACAAGCGAUGUUGGCCCAAGAUCGCGGCGGCAGCCCGCGACCUGGGGACCUCACUGUGUGAUCCCAUGCGGGAGUUGAUGGCACCAACGACGACCACGACCACGACCGCGACCACGACCACGACGACCACAACAACGACCACAACCACGACGACAACGACCACAACGACGACGACCACUCCACAGGGGACACCUGUGUGCGGCAAGCUGCCGGUGGUGCCAGUCUGGGGCACUGUGGUGGAAACGAAAGGAAAGAUCUGGGACGGCACGAAAAAGGUGGAUGCCUGGGAUUUUCAGCUACACAACACCCCGUGCCGCAUGGGUGUGCGGGAGAAGUGGCACAUCGAAGAAUGCCUCAAAGGUUCGUGGCUGGUGCUGCUGGGUGCCUCGCAGAGCUCCGUGUGGCUGCAGCAGCUGGCGAACACCUUGGUCCCCGGGGCCUUCGAUGCGAAGCGCGAUCACUUCGUCACCGACGGAGUCUACUUGCAGCUCAUGGAUUUGAUCCUCGAGGAUGGGAAAAUUGUGCACAAGAGCAUCGUCUACACCGGCGACCCCAAGCACUUGAACCACCGUUCAGGUGCCCACUCGCAGGAGCGUGACAGUGUGGAGCUGCCCUUCGUCUUCGCAAAGCUGGCUCUGGCACCGGAGUACAACGGCCGCCAGAUUCGCAUCACCAACAUGUUGGCGGAGUACUGGGACGAAGCCAACAUGGGGCUCUUGGCCUUGGAAGGCCUCAAGCAUGGUGGCUGGGACAAAAGCCAUGUCUUCCCGGUGGUGGCUGUCGGACUUUGGUAUGCCUACAACAUGGGGUGUCAGUACCCCUGGUGUUCUACCAGGCCAUCGAUUGCCGGACUGCACACGGAAGCCAUCGUCGAUCUCUUCCUGUCAGGGAUGCGCAGGACGGCCGGCACGCUGGAGAGGUUCUGUGGCCCCAAGGGACGUGCUUCUAAGCACGGCUGCACGGUGAUGUCCGUAGAGUAUUGCAGCGAGUACUACAAGAAUCCCAUCUACAACCACAUCCACGAAGCAAUGAGAGGCCACUUCCAAGAGUUCACGAGCACGUCGGUGCGGUACUUCGAUGUGUGGGCCUUCACGGAACAGGUGCCAGAAGAUUGCAUCUAUGGACACAUGACGCCAGCGAGUGCCGCCUUCAUGAUCCAAUUCCUUCUCAGCAGUGUUUGUCCGGUGACGGAUGUGGCCGCGGGCAAGUUGAUCGCAUUCGUGGGCGAGGCCUGUCGCUCAGGGCAAAUCUCGCCGACAUGUGCCAAGUUGGAGUGCAAAGGCUUUGCGUACACCUGGGACUAUGCCUUGUCCAAGAACUGCCAGCUCUUCGCUGCCGUGGGCGACUCCGAACCCAGCGACAGCGCCAAAGGCGCGAAGGGUGUAAAGCCGGAGCGGUCGGUGAAGUCGGUGCGACACCGGUAG
Molecule: messenger RNA, 1710 nt
Organism: Durusdinium trenchii
Lineage: Eukaryota; Dinophyceae; Suessiales; Symbiodiniaceae
Source: the annotation of a GenBank genome assembly